AUGGAUUGUGCUCAGUUGAAAUCUAUCGUUUCCCUUGUGGAUUCUCUUGUACGUAACACGCAUGUCAGAAGGUCACAUAUGCUGCCAUCAAAUCAAGUUUCUGUAGGUGAACCAUCCUUGGCUCCAGUCUCCAGCAAGUCUCUAACGGACUUUUCCAUCUGCAGUAUCCUGGGUCUAGAACGUGAAAUCACCCAAUCUCCCUCAAGUUCCGGUAAGUUAAGAGUUCCAUCUUCAGAUCCCUCUCGAGCCCUUAGUUGAGGGCAUCAUUUGGCAGUUUUGAUUACCGCAAUAACCAUUAGAAAUCAAUUUUUAUCCUCUUUCCCUUCUACUAUUUUAUUCCAUCUCGGAAAAAGAAAAAGAAGAAUACUCAACUUGAGACAGGAGAUUUCUAUUGUUAGAACUGGCCAACAGAGCGGUAUUAUGAAAAAACUUAUCUAUCUAAACCAAAAAUUGUCCGUAGGAAUAAACUGAUUAUGGUAUGUUGACUAAUUGUAUUUAAGGGAGAUAAAGAGGAAACUGUAGGUGACAUUUGAAAAACUAAAAUUCAAUUCAUUUUUAAUGUACAGAAUGCAACAAUGAUACCAGUCCGCCGUUAUCGCCUUACUCCGACUGCGCAAGUCCGCGUUGCAGCGACAGAGCAACCAGUCCACCGUUAACUCCUUACUCUGACAUCACAAGUUCCAGCAGCGAUUGUGACAGUGAGCCCGAUCAAGCUUCGACUCCAACCGAACAUUCAACGAAGAAGCGGCAGCGCACGACCUUCUCACCUAUCGAACUUGUAGAGCUGGAAUUAGCAUUCAGACGGCGGCCAUAUUUGCUAAAGGAAGACGAGGAGGAACUGGUACAAAGACUCGGAAUCACGGCUAAAAGUCUCAAGGUGAGUUUCUAUCUUUCAUGUUUCGUAUCAUGUACCGUAAAUUUCAGGAAUCAAUGAGCAUUUGUAACCUAAAAGGAAUGGAAUUUCAGUUUGGUUUUGUUCUAAUCAUUUUCAGUGUUGCCGGGAAGUAUUAAGAUGUAAAUGUUGAUCGAUUCAAAGCUCGAAUUGCGAUGUGAUUUUUUCGGACAGUAUAAUUGCAUGUAGUGUUGCAAAGUUUUACUUCGUGUUAGUCCUCGUUAUUUUCCAAGUCAUUUACUUUUUAGCAGUCUUGUAGUUCUUUUAGUGAUUAAAUGUAAAACUCUUAAGGCGAUUUAAACACUAUUUUGAUGUCAGAAAAUGCUUUGGAAUUCUUUCAAAUCAGUAUUAUGGGUUCUGUUUGUUGUGUGAAAUUUCGCUGUUAUUGCCCUAAUUUAACUAAUAACUAAGUUUUGUUUUCUCUUUCUUGUAGUAUUGGUUUCAAAACCGACGAGCCAAAUCAAGGAAACUGGAGAGAAAGAUGUCAUUUGUUUGUCAGACCAGCCCGUCAAACCAGUUUGUUAGCCAUUCAGAUCAUUGGAAACAAGGCGAAAGAGCGUCCUGUCCAGCGAUGGAAAGCUACUUUAGAGAUAUAAACCAGAGAACAGUUGUCAGUCGUCAACUCUCAGUCAAGUCAAACCGUGUGCCCAAGUUCCACCUUGACCAGUUCACAAUCAGAUCUGUUGAGCCCGCAAGACUACCGUACAGCCGUGCCCUCUACAGAUAUCAACCAUACUAA
This is a messenger RNA of Porites lobata, 1631 nucleotides long. Lineage: Eukaryota; Metazoa; Cnidaria; Anthozoa; Scleractinia; Poritidae. The record is from the annotation of a GenBank genome assembly.